UCCCCCGCUUGGGAAAGGAUGAUUACUUUAUGAGAGUCGUGUGGUAGCGACAUGGUGACGUCCCAGCGUGACGUCGGAAGCACAUGUGUAUCAACUAUGGAGCAGCAACCUUUACUGUGAUGUCAAGGAGAGUAGGGGUGGUCUGAACCCAGACUGCUUUAAACCUUUCUCCAUUCAUCACUCAUUUUUCAUCGGAUGAACUCUGACCAAGCACGUCGCCUGCAAUCCUUUAUGAUGACCAAAUGGUCAACACUCCACUGACCCUUCACUGAUAAUCCAGGGGCCACAUCACUCUGUGUGCUCCUCCCCACACCUCACGGCAUCAUGGGGGACGUAGUCCAAAUGCACUUCAGCACGGUGGAUUACGUGAUCUUCGUCGUGCUGCUAGUAGCCUCCGCAGGAAUCGGCCUUUACUAUGCCUUCUCAGGGGGUUGUCAGAGGACCACACAGGAGUUCCUGCUGGCCGACCGCAGCAUGCGCUGCCUUCCAGUGUCCCUUUCUCUGCUGGCCACCUUUCAAUCAGCGGUGGCCAUCCUGGGUGCCCCAGCUGAGAUUUACACACAUGGCACGCAGUACUGGUUCCUGGGUUGCUCCUAUUUCCUGGGCCUGCUCAUCCCUGCGCACAUUUUCAUACCAGUUUUCUAUCGGCUCCACCUUAGCAGCACAUAUCAGUAUCUGGAGCUUCGUUUUAGUAAAAGUGUUCGGAUAUGUGGCACUGUGACCUUCAUCUUUCAGAUGGUGAUCUAUAUGGGAGUUGUUCUGUAUGCUCCAGCACUUGCACUUAAUGCAGUAACAGGUUUUGACCUUUGGGGGGCAGUGCUGGCCAUGGGAUUGGUGUGCACACUUUAUACAGCAUUGGGUGGUCUGAAAGCGGUGAUCUGGACAGAUGUGUUCCAAACAAUCGUGAUGUUUGCGGGGCAGCUGGCAGUGAUUAUAGUGGGUACCCAUCAGGCAGGUGGCAUCGCUGAAGUAUGGAAGAAAGCACAAAACGGCAGCCGUAUCUCAGGCCUUGACCUGAACCCUGACCCUUUAGAGAGGCACACAUUCUGGACUCUGGGAGUGGGGGGGGUUUUCCUCAUGCUGGCCCUGUAUGGAGUGAAUCAGGCUCAGGUCCAGAGAUACCUCAGCUCCCGCACAGAAAAAGAGGCCAUCAUGUCCUGUUAUGUGGUGUUCCCAUGCCAGCAGAUCGUGCUCACAAUGGGCUGUUUAAUGGGUCUGGUUAUGUACGCUCGAUAUGGGGAGGAGAGCCCGCUGGAUCAGGGCUACGUCAAAAGUAAUGACCAGAUGGUGCUGUACUUUGUAAUGGAUGUGUUGCAAGAUCUUCCUGGUUUGCCAGGACUUUUUGUCGCCUGCCUGUUUAGUGGAGCUCUUAGCACUAUCUCAUCUGCCUUCAACUCCCUGGCAACAGUUACCAUGGAGGACCUGAUCAAACCUCACGUGUCACCCAUGACAGAGGCCCGUGCCACCUUGUUAUCGAAAAUGUUGGCACUUGGCUAUGGUCUUGUGUGUCUGGCUAUGGCGUACAUCGCCUCUUUAAUGGGUUCUGUGCUGCAGGCAGCACUCAGUAUAUUUGGGAUGGUGGGGGGACCUCUUCUUGGCCUUUUCUGUCUCGGGAUGUUUUUUCCUUGGGCCAAUUCCACUGGUGCUCUGGUUGGGCUGCUAUCAGGGCUGGUCAUGGCUUUCUGGAUCGGUAUCGGCAGCUUUCUUUCACGAAUGUCUGCAUCUGCACCACCUGUGAUAAAUGCCACCGUCAUACCUGAUGUAGGAAACAUGACAACAGCUGUCAUGACGACGCUCAUCACAUCUAAACCAAGGCCUUCUGGAGUUCAGGCUCUGUACUCUUUAUCAUACAUGUGGUACAGUGCUCAUAAUUCUGCCACUGUUGUGGUGGUUGGACUACUGGUCAGCUUUCUCACGGGGCCCUCGAAGGAGAAAGAGUUAAACCCAGGUACGAUUUACCCUGUGCUUGGCAAUUUGCUGUUCUUUCUGCCCCAACGCUACAGGGAGAAACUCUGCUGUGUUACCCCACUGGAUGACAAGCCUAAAGUCAUGGAACUUCAGCCUUACCAGAUGGCCCAGAAAGAGAGCAAUGGCGUUGCCUACACUAAAGAGGAUGACGAGCUCAGGGAAGAGGAAGGAGAACAGAAAACCGCCCAGCCUACUUGUAACCUGGCCCAUACGGUGCAGGAAACAGCCUUGUGAAAUGUCCCACACAGCAACAGUCCUAAAGGGUCUUAGUUUCCCACAGGACGUCAGUUACGAUGCCAAAACAGCGUGCAAAUUCACAAUCUCACUGUUUUCUCCUCUUGAAUUUGGUAAGAAUCUUGAGUCCAUAAGUUGUGGUUUGUAUUGUGGGCCCUUUGCAAUAUUACCCUUUGCACGCUGUGCCCUCAACUGCCAGUGAUGGAGGCGAGGGUUGUCUCAUUUAUAUGUGGUACUUUCUGAUGUCAGUGGUCUAUGUCAUAAAAAUUGUAUUAUGUUCUCUUGAAUGAUUUGAGAUGUAUUGAGCGAUACAAGUGAUCACCUAAACCUUUUAGUUUACAUGACCUAAACUGAAUCUCAAGAAUACUUAGUUGAAUAUUGCUGGUUCGGGAUAUACGUACACGCACAAAUCAAAAGAAAUCAUGCUGAACGUCAGGUUUAUGGAUAGUGUAUCAGCAGAAAGAACUCAGUUUGCACAAAUCUAUAGUCGUAUAAUGUCAGUGCCGUUCGAGUUUUGGUUUUUUUUUCUCCCAAAGAUUUUGUUUUGUCCAAAGUUCACUACAUUAGCCUCACUACAUUGUUCCCUAAACUGAGUUAAAGGUUUACAGUGAAUGAAGAAUUGCUAAGAUUGCAAAUGUAAAUGUAGUAAACUUUUAGCUUGACAUUCAUGAAAAGACCAUCUGACAUGAAGAAGUCUCAUGUUGUGAUAGAUACAGUGAAUCUAAUGCAUGUUGAAUCUCUAGUUCCCUCAUUGAAGCCCAUUGUUUGUGACAAGUGCCUCCUCAUAUGAAUGUAUGACGUAGUUUUGUGACUGGAUCGUUACUUUAGUUUGCCGUUUCUUCGCCUAGCCCAAAUGGUCCUGACCUUGAUAGGACCAUUUUUAAGGAUCUGGACACCUCACUAUUGAAUUCCCAUGAUGCUUUGCAUUGUAAGAGCCUGGCUAACUAUACUUUAGCAUCUCAGAAAAAGUUAAAAAUUUGCCUGUAUUAAAUAUUAUUUUGGUAUGGAUGAUUAUUUACCAAACGGUCAUGUUAGAAAUGUUUUCAUCAUGUAGACAAGUUCUUUAAAUGUUAUAAUAGCUUAUUCAAAUAUUUGAUCUUAGAUAUAGAAGUGAAGAUAUGUGUUAUAGUAUCAAGAUUAACGGCACAGAAUUGAAACCUUAAGUGUGUUACUGACCAUAAUUCUCAGUAUUAGCAUAUGGAUUGAUUUGGUUGCACUUGUUUUCUUGUAAUUUGAUUCGUUUUUUGAUGUUAUAAUGGCAUUUUCUGUGCUUUGCUGUCUAGUCUAAAUUCAUACCUCAGUCUAAGCCAUACCAUUUUUAGUUGCUGUAGGAUUCCUAGGUCCUUGUAUUGUGCCUAUGACUGGAAUGAAAGCUUUCUCUGAACCUGUCACAAUCUCACAAGCACAGGCAGUCGGAUAUAUUUUCAGGUUAUGCACUCUGGGUCAACAGUUUGUUGAAGUCUCUCAUCCAUUGGUGUUUUUUUUUUGGGGGGGGUUCAUUAUUGUGGGUGUAUCAUUUUGGUCUGGUGGCAGGUUUCAGUUUAACAUUUGUCUCCAAAGAAUCAUCCUAUUUAGAAUCAUGUUUGUCACGUGUGGAAACAGAAGUCUUCGGUUCACACAGAAUGCAUUUUUUGCAUUCCACUGUGGUGUGUUUUUAAAAUUAUUUUCCAAAGUAAACGCACUGUUGCGCCACAUCUCGUUGAUUUUUCAGCAUCCCACUUCAUGAGCGAUGCUUUUUUACAAUUUUAAAAUAAGUUAAAAUACAAGCUUUAAAAUAACGUUUAAAAUUUUCGUGAUUUUAAAUGCAAGACUCGCUUUUAUCGCUGCGCCACUUCUCACUCGUUCACUUCUCAUUCAAAUUGAUUUUGUAAUGCUCUUUUUGUUUUUAAGCCACUUUUUGUCCAUCUGCACUUUUUUAGCAUCUCACACAAUGAACACUAUAUUUUUAGGACGCUACUUCAUGUUAAACAAGCUUUUUAAAUGGAUCUCGAUGCGCCUUCCUUUCCAUUGCAAUCGCUGUUUUUGAAUACAAGUACACAUCCUGUGUAAACGGCCCCAAGGGUUUUACUUUUAAUUGAGUGAUGAUCACUCCACAUUUCAUAUGAGCUUCAUGCCUAUAUUGACAGCAAUGAAUUAUGACAUAAAUUUUUUGCCUACCUAACAGUAUUCGAUUCAAAACUAGACCGGGAAUAGUAACUUAGUUGCUGUGAAGCGUCUGCAAUGGAGCAGAUAUGAGUUUAAUGUUCAGUCAUUCUUUAACAUUCAGUGACAUUAUUUUUUUAAUAAUGAAUCCAGUUCAAUCUAUUAGAAUAAUGUUUACAUUCAGGUAUGGAACUAAGGAGUUAGUUUGGAUUUUAGUAACUUUAGUAACAUUCCAAUCAAAGGGUCCAACACAGAUCAUCUCUUUAUUGUAAAAUGUAAAGAUAGCUUGAUUUCUCAUAAGUUCUGUCACUAUAUUCAUUGUGUAAAAUCUUUUUUUUUUUGUUCAAUGUCAGAUUGGAUCGAUUGCAUGUAGAGUUGCAUUCUGUCAUACCUGAAAUUACUUGAAUUAUGUGUGCAAAAUGCUUUAAAACUCUAUUUAAAACUUAAUAGUACAGAGCACUUGCAUUUACAGACUAAAUAUUGCAUCUGAAUUGUUCCACUGAUCAUUUAUUUUUGUCCUAAGAAUGUCUUAAUUCAGAAUGCAUUUCCCCCUGUGAGCAAUCAAAGGAGGAAUAAAUCACAAGCACAUUUUAAAACUGCCUACAACAGGACAAAUUGUUAAGGCACAGGCAGGGAUCGACCUAUUAUAAACUAUGCUGUCCUACAAUCUAAAACUGUGUAACCCUAGAGAACCAACCUUGGGAGCCUAUGU
Molecule: messenger RNA, 5056 nt
Organism: Sinocyclocheilus anshuiensis
Lineage: Eukaryota; Metazoa; Chordata; Actinopteri; Cypriniformes; Cyprinidae
Product: sodium-dependent multivitamin transporter-like
Exons: 16
Coding region: 325-2202 (625 amino acids)
Biological process (GO): sodium ion transport; transmembrane transport
Cellular component (GO): membrane
Molecular function (GO): symporter activity
Source: RefSeq, a predicted model, not a curated record